CGAAACUUACGUUUAUGCACCGCUCUUGGACAGUACUGGUAGAAUAGGUUCUCAAUCAAGGUUUACCAACAGGUCACUGCACCACGUAAGGAUACCGAUUCCGUCCAAGGGUGCCGUCAGUCGUUCAGUCAACACAUACGAUGGUUACCCGUAUAUUUGUGACGCUCCUAGUAUCAGUCAACCUGUUAGCUCCGGUCAACUGUGGGUACAGCCCAGCUGUGCCUGCCACGUGCAGCGCGCCCGACCCCCUCGCUACCACCGGUCAAGCGGAAAUGUUCUGUGUACCAGGUAUCGCGGAUACUGUGUGGUACAUUGACUAUAACGACCAGAAGACAUAUUCAGAGGCCGAGGAGGAGUGUAACCGCGCCACCGGCGACUCCUGGAAGAUGGCGUGGAUAGCAUCAUCCGCUGAGCGCCAGGCGCUGUAUGACCGUAUAAAGGUCGUUUCGGCGUUAAAAAAAGAGUACGUCGUCUCCUUGAAGGACGUCAAUCCAUCGGGUGGCGGUGGAAACCGAGACUGGCAGUGGCUGACCCCUCAUCAGAACGCUGCAGUGUAUAUGCCCUGGCUUAACGCGUGCUCUAACGGAGGAUGCGGGGACUGUGUAACGUUGGACUGUACCUCAGAUACCGAUGCCUGUCAGUUUAAUAUGGUGGACUGUGGCCAACAGAGUUAUGCGGUGCUUUGUCGCCAUGGCGGAGCAACUGUUAACAAUGAACCGACCACACAGGCCCCGACAACUGCAGCCCCUACGACCACCACUACAGUCGUAACAACCACCCAGGCACCCACGACCACCACCACUGUCGUAACAACUACCCAGGCACCCACAACCGCUGCGGUAACAACCACCCAGGCACCUACGACCACCAGUGCUGCUACUACCACGGAAGCUGAAACAACAACGAUGGGUGCAGAUUGCUCCGACCCUGGUAAUAUCACCAAUACCAACCGUUCUCCGGCCUACCAGAGUGCCGGGUUCUCUGAGGGGGACACAGUCACGUACACCUGUGACCAGUGUUCAUUCCUCGAGGGCGAGACAUCCAAAUCCUUCAACAGAACCUGCUCCAAUAAUGCCUGGAAUAACGAGCGGAACUGUUCUCGCUACAGCUGCAGUCCGCCUGGUAACGUCACCAAUGCGGUUCGUUCCGGUACCGGUGAACUUUGCGGGGACAACCGCCAGUACCAGUGUUAUCCGGGCUUCAAGAUCUGGUCAGAAGGACGCUGGUCACACACCCACACAAGCACCUGUCAGGCCGACGGCCAGUGGUCAAACCCGGCCACAGAGUGUGUAGAGGAUCCAGUCAACUUAGGCUGUGUCCAGCCCACUGAUACGAGCUGGGCCAGCAGCUAUACCACUGUCACAGGCACACGCACGGUAGACGCGUGUAGAACGCACUGUAAAGAUCAGGGGAUGGCGUACUCCAUAUUGGCGUACGGUAACAGGUGCCUGUGCUCCAAGCCUGGGCUCAGCCAUUUCAACUACGUCACGGAGCUCGCUCGCAGUGCAGAGUACACCGAGGAUCAGCUGUUCAAGUGUAACCAGACCUGCCCGGGGUCUUAUGACUCUUACGAAUACUGCGGCAACUCGCACGAGGAUUAUUACAGUUUAUACGACACAAUGAUUCAUACCACGUGGCAGCUGCCUAGCGGAAACGGUCUAACUACCCGGAUGUCAAAUGCUGCCGACAGUCUGAACUAUCCGGAGAUGUCGCCCCAAAUCUGCUCCAGGUACUGCUACGGCAAAAGUUCAAACUACAGCUAUGUUCUGGUGCGGCAGUGGGACUGUUAUUGCAUGGAAGAAGCUGAUACCGAUUUAAGGGACAUCGUGGAUAAGGUGGCCAACUGUUCGUACAAUGCCGAGAACUGCGGGGGCACUGACAGGGUGUUCGGGUACCCUUUAAGUGAGGAACCGUAUGUCUCCAGCUGCCAGGAUGUCUAUAACGCCGGUCUCUGGAUCCAUGGGACCUAUUAUUCCUCAGACUCGUCGUCUUUUUAUUGCAAUAUAAAGGAGAACUCCACGGCGUGUGACCAAGGCUGGAUCUCCCAUGGUGGUCACUGUUACAAACUGACCCACGUCCAGAAGAACUUUGACCAGGCCAUCCAAGCGUGUGCGGCGGACAACGCCCACCUUGUGACAGUGAACAGCGCCAGCGAGAUGAACUUCCUGAAAAACUUGAUUCCUACUCGCCCGUCACUGCUGUACGAAUGGUACUUUUUCAUUGGAUUCUACGACUUCGCUGACACUAAAGCUAGCACGUGGUUGGAUGGUGCCUUAAGCAAAUAUAAAUAUUUCCACGGCACCUCUCCAAAUACCUUCGGCUACAAGUGCAAUAUUUUGAUGCGGUCACAGCAGUACAAGUGGAGGGACUGGUUAUGUUCGGAAACGGAAGGGUACAUAUGCGAAAAAUCACCAGAGUACAUAGGAUGUUUUGACAGAGUACAGGAUGGUGAGGUUGUUCUGACUAACAGUAAGAUGUCCAUACAGUACUGUAGACAAACUUGUAUGGCGAAGAGUUACGACUACGCAGCCUUGCUCAAUGGAAACGCAUGCCACUGUGUAACCAAUGAUGGCACCAAUGCCACGGCCUUUGACCUCCACUCUCCUCUCCCUAUGACGUCAUGCUCCACGCCGUGCCUGGUCAAUGACAAACAGUACUGCGGCGCUGCUAACAAGUUCAACGUGUACCAAGCCUCAGGUCUAUCCAGCCCAGAAUAUGCCCAGUCCUGCUACGAGCUGGAGAUGGCCGGACUGCCCAGUGGAGAAUACAUCAUCAAACCUUCUGGUGGCUCACCAUCUACCAUCAACUGCACUAUGGAGAGCGACGGGCUGUGUUCAGUGGGCUGGAUUGGGCACAACGGGCACUGUUACCUCUUCUCAGCCGGAUUUAACUCUUUCACCAAUGUGCGCGCGAUCUGCAAGGCACGUGACGCAACCAUGGUAACCUUGGAUGACGUCACGGAGGGCACAUUUCUCUACAACGUGAGGGCAAAUGUGCCCGCUCUUUAUGACAAUUCAGCAUACUGGCAUGUUGGGGGAUACGCUACAGCAGGCUACCAUCACUAUCAGUGGAAUGACGGGAGGUUGAUGAAAUAUUCCACGUGGAUGUCUGGUCAGCCGAAUCUUCAUACUCAGCUCUGUUUAGCGGCGGAUAUGCAAAACCCUCCACAACUCUUAGAUUUACGUUGUACAGACAACCGACAUUACGUAUGCGAGAAAUAUGGAGGUUACAAAGGCUGUUAUGGGGUUGCCAGCACGUCGUACCGUGUACUGGCCAAUAUCCCAAGUUUGACGGUGCAGCAGUGCAUUGAAACAUGCCGGGGAAAGAACAAGGCAUUUGCCGGACUCAAGCAAAAAAGCUGCUACUGCUUCGAUUCCAUAGUGACGCAAACACAGGCACACAGCGUGUGUGACGUGGCAUGUGAGGGCGGGGCGUACCAGAACUGCGGCGGUACGGGCAAUAGUAUGUCCAUGUACCAGAUAGACAAGUACCCGAGCCUUGCAGACAGCUGUGAAGACCUGUACGACCAAGGAAUUCGAAUAUCCGGGGAUUACAAGAUACAACGAUAUGGGGAAACCUUCAUACAGACUUGCACAUUUUACGAGAACAAUCCUGAUUGCCCUUCCGGUUUCAUACGCUGGCGAGGAGAGUGCUACAAAUUUGUGACGUCAGCGGCAUCAUGGAAUGCUGCAAAUGGCGCAUGUCUAAACAGCGGUGCAGAGAUGUUGUCCAUACUUAACAGUGAAGAAUGGGACUUUGUUCAAUCUACGCUAACAGGCAUUCAGUACAACGCAGCGAAGGCCGGUUGGUUCACGGGCUUAAGGGACCCAUUUGGUGCCAAGCAGCACACCUGGAGCGACGGACACCUGUUGACAUGGAAACCACACAGUAUCCAAGGAACAGCCAAUCAGUGCGUGCAGUUAAAGAGAUACCACACAAAUGGCAAUUCCUACAACGCUGUGUCGUACCACUGGUCUUACGUCAGCUGCACGUCCUCUUUGCCUUACAUAUGUAAAAUACCAAGAGACGUCAUCGGCUGUGUUCCCAAACCGCCAGAUUCAAAACAGACCCUCGUGAAGUACGCAGGCGCAAUGAGCAACUCCCUCUGUCGGCAGAUCUGCCGUGGCCAGAACAGCACCUAUGCCGCCACCAAUGCUAAUUUAUGUACAUGUUAUAAUGACCUCACCCAGAGCGAGCGCCAGGCCGUGGCUAAGGCUGGCUGUAGCGUCCAGUGUCCAGGCAAUGACGGACAGAGAUGUGGACACGCGUCUCCGGAGAGGGUGACAUUAAAUGACGUCGGUGUCACGUGCCCAGCGGAUUGGGUCCUGGAGAAUGACCGUUGUUAUUACCAUGACAACAGUACCUGGGUCAAGUAUUAUGACGCCUACCUACAUUGUAGAGACUAUGGGGUGGGCGGGACUAUCCUCAGUGUGAACACCCAGGCGGAGAGCGAUUUCAGCAACACACUCAAUAUCAGCGACACGUGGAUAGGUCUGUCUAAGUUGACAGCGUCCUCCUCCUGGAAGUGGGACGACGGAAGCAGUGCCUCGUGGACCAACUGGGCCGCCAACCAGCCAGGGACGGAGAAGUGUGUUACUCAGAACGAGACUGGGAGCUGGAGUACGACCCCUUGCUCUGAAACGCAUCCGGUCACGUGUGAGAAACCGGCUGACGUCAUCGGCUGCGUUCCCAAACCACCAGAUUCAAAACGGACCCUCGUGAAGUACGCAGGCGCAAUGAGCAACUCCCUCUGUCGGCAGAUCUGCCGUGGCCAAAACAGCACUUAUGCCGCCACCAAUGCUAACCUUUGUACGUGCUAUAAUGACCUCACGGAGAGCGAGCGACAGGCCGUGGCUAAGGCUGGGUGUAGCGUCCAGUGUCCUGGCAAUGACGGACAGAGAUGUGGACAUGCGUCUCCAGAGAGGGUGACACUAAAUGACGUCGGUACGUACAGGGAAAUAAGAUGA
Molecule: messenger RNA, 4967 nt
Organism: Lingula anatina
Lineage: Eukaryota; Metazoa; Brachiopoda; Lingulata; Lingulida; Lingulidae
Source: RefSeq, a predicted model, not a curated record